AUGUACGGCAUGAAUACGGCUAUUCUCACGCUACAGUUCACCUACAGAUAUCUCAUCGUGUACAGACAGGAUCUUGUGUAUCUUCUGAAGAUGAAAGGCUACAAGUUGAUGUGGAUAGUUGGUAUUCUACUUUGGUCGAUGAGUUACAUGUUCAUCACAUUCUACUGCUUUGCUGUCACCAUUGAGUAUAAAAACUACGUACGAACACCGAUGAUGGAAAGAUUGAAAAGAAACAUUGACAAAAUGUCAUUCUUCUGCGUAUUUCCCUUUGCGAUCCUCUUUCAAGGAGAACGUCAACGAAGAAACGAUCGUCCACUGGAGAGCGGCCGUUGGACUUGUUCUUAUUGUGUCGCUGAUGCUGUUAUCACUUAUGAUAAUGUUGUACGAUGGUGUGAAAAUCGUUCAAACGUUGGAGAAAGUGGCGAUGAGUAA
Molecule: messenger RNA, 432 nt
Organism: Angiostrongylus costaricensis
Lineage: Eukaryota; Metazoa; Nematoda; Chromadorea; Rhabditida; Metastrongylidae
Source: the annotation of a GenBank genome assembly